AAAACUUAUCGAUAGCCUAAUUGAAACGCAAUAGGAAAAAGUGAAAAAAUAAUUUCCGGACAACAAUUUAGUUGAUGCGGUGGGUAGAACGUUGAAUAGCAAGUGAGAUUUCACAAUAGACACUGACUUGGCACAGGAGCUAAGAUUUAUUGCCAGCCAAGGCCAUCGUUAAUAAAAUAAUUGACACAAUAUGUCAGCGGAGGAGCUGGCGCCAAUUAACGAGCAAGAUCUGAAGGACCUGAAGCAGCGAAUGAAGCUCAUAGCUGACGCAGACCCAAAUCAAUAUCAGAAUGAGUUUUCACUGCGGCGUUAUCUGCGCGCCUUUAAGACUACAGAUGACGCAUUCCAAGCCAUAUUGAAGACGAACAAGUGGCGUGAAUCAUAUGGCGUGGCCAAACUGAACGAAAUGGACCGUAGCCACUUGGAGAACAAGGCACGGGUCUUGCGGCAUCGGGAUUGCAUUGGCCGUCCCGUCAUUUAUAUUCCAGCCAAAAAUCAUAGCUCUUCGGCGCGCGACAUUGACGAGUUGACGCGAUUCAUUGUCUACAUUCUGGAGGAGGCAUGCAAAAAGUGCUUCGAGGAGGUCACAGACCGCCUGUGCAUUGUCUUCGAUCUGGCUGAGUUCAGCACAGCGUGCAUGGACUAUCAGCUGGUGCAGAAUCUUAUCUGGCUGCUCGGCAAACACUAUCCGGAGCGAUUGGGCGUUUGCCUAAUCAUAAAUGCACCUGGCAUCUUCUCGACCGUAUGGCCAGCCAUUCGCAUGCUGCUCGAUGACAACACCGCCAAGAAGGUGAAGUUUGUUAACAGUGAGGUGGAUCUAUGUCAAUAUCUAAUUCCGGAUAUACUUCCGACAGAUAUGUAAAGAAAUGGGGAGCAUUGUUAUAAGUAGUUGUAGGCAUACAUAUCUCUAAAUGAGGCACCUUUGACAUUAUACUGCAACUCGAGACAACGUGUACCUAUUAGAAACCAGUACCUAAAUGACUGUAUUUACUAUCUAUGCAGCACGAGGCUUCUGAAAGCUUUUACAUAGUUCGUAUUAUUUACGUGCAUAUAUUGUUUAUAACUGAAUGUCUUUGUCGUGUAGCGUUGUUUAAAUGAGUAAUAUUAUUAUUGGUAUAUGUCUAUAUAUCUAUAUAUGUAUAUGUAUAAUAAAGUUGUAAAAAAAAAAUUGAAUGCGAUUGUUGACUGGGAACCAUGUAGGCCACAAGUUGAUAGAGUGCUCUAUAUUUACUACUCCUUAUCUCAAUAAACAGAAAACGUAUUAAA
Drosophila mojavensis is the source of this 1266-nucleotide messenger RNA. Its product is annotated as CRAL-TRIO domain-containing protein C3H8.02. NCBI's taxonomy places the organism in Eukaryota, Metazoa, Arthropoda, Insecta, Diptera, Drosophilidae. The transcript is spliced from 2 exons. Bases 191 to 862 code for a protein of 223 amino acids. The record is from RefSeq and is a predicted model, not a curated record.